Messenger RNA from Perca fluviatilis (European perch), 955 nucleotides. Its product is annotated as replication initiator 1. Gene Ontology annotation, biological process: regulation of transcription by RNA polymerase II. The transcript has 3 exons. The record is from RefSeq and is a predicted model, not a curated record. Gene Ontology annotation, molecular function: RNA polymerase II transcription regulatory region sequence-specific DNA binding; DNA-binding transcription factor activity, RNA polymerase II-specific. NCBI's taxonomy places the organism in Eukaryota, Metazoa, Chordata, Actinopteri, Perciformes, Percidae. Gene Ontology annotation, cellular component: nucleus. Bases 101 to 697 code for a protein of 198 amino acids.
GGGGUGGAGUCUGGGGGCGUCGCUGGCCCCCCCCUCUUUGACCCUGGAGCCGUCCCCGUCCUCCCCGCAGCAGGACCCCCGCUGGACUCCGCUGGAGGACAUGGAGGUGUUUUCUCCGGACGACGACGCUGCAGACGGCCAGAGGAAGAGCACCGCACCCCCGCCGCCGCCAGGACCCCCGCUCAGCCCCAAAGGGUCUUCGGGCCGCCGCUCCUCGGCGUCGAUGCUUCACCGUCUCCUCACGCUGCCGUCUCAGCUGCUGGAGGAGGACGAGGACGCCGCCGCCGCUGCCGCCAACGAGACGCUCGCCGCGCUGGCCAUCGAAGGCGUCGCCGACCGGCAAGACAGCGUGGAGCCACCGGCCGGUCGCCCUGGCCUCUCGCCCCCGGCAACCAGGGAGGAGGAAGAGGAGGAGGAAGAAGAGGACGAGGACAAAGGGAGGAAGAAGAAGAGGCGGAGGGUUUGGUCCGAGUGUGAGGAAUGCGGGCGCCGGUUCAGCCGGAUGUCUCUCCUGAAAGCUCACCGUCAGACUCACGUCGCCGAUAACGCCGGCGCCGCCGACACAUCGUCUCCUUCGUCCCCGCCCGGAGGCGGCGGAGCCUCGGCGCUACGCUGCUCGCACUGCGGGAAGAGGUUCUCCUCGAUGACGCGUCUCCACAGCCACGUCCGGACCCAGCACCCCGGGAACAGGACCUGAGGACAGUCCAAAAUUUCCCGACUGGAAAAGGAAAGGGGAUCAACGGAGAGUCCGACAAACAAGCCCAACAAAAACCAGACAGAGUCCACAGAGCAGGAACCGAAAACAUAACACGGAAACAAAAAAGUCCGGAAAUCGCCACAAAAUCAACAUACUGCACAUACUUUCAGUUAGAGGGCAACUAUCACCAAACCCACCAGACUCCACGUAAAUAAUCAGGACUUUUAGCAUCGUAAAACACACUUCAUUCAAAGUGGA